Myodes glareolus (Bank vole) is the source of this 4012-nucleotide messenger RNA. RefSeq names its product PNMA family member 8A (gene Pnma8a). Lineage: Eukaryota; Metazoa; Chordata; Mammalia; Rodentia; Cricetidae. The record is from RefSeq and is a predicted model, not a curated record.
GAUGCAGAUCUGAGGAAGCCAAGUGCGCAUGAGCGCUCUUCAACGCCAACGCCAGCUCUGUGGGGCUCAGGGGGAUCAAGGCCGUUUGACCCGGGUAGACUGGAGCUGGAGCCGGGCAUAGACACAACUUCCUUGCUCUUUGGGGCCGGGGCCUGCUCUCCGCAAUCUAGCCUCCUGUCCUUGGCCUGCCUUGACUGACGGAAGCGGGGGUGGCCAGAACAUCUCCGUGAACCAGCAGCGCUCCAGACUCCAGGAAGGGGCCAGGGCCGAUUGCACCAUAUCCGGUACACGUAGAGCAGGAAGAUGUCGGAGCCCACGGCGAUGAGCUUGCUGGAAGACUGGUGCAGGGGAAUGGGACUGGACAUCCACAGGUCCCUAUUGGUUACUGGUAUUCCUGAGCACUGUAGUCAUGCAGAAAUCGAGGAGACCUUGAAUGGGGUCCUCUUGCCACUGGGCACAUACCGUGUGCUCAACAAAAUUUUUUUGCGGCAGGAGAACGUCAAAGCUGCGCUUGUCGAGGUUAGCGAGGGUGUGAACCUGAGCUCUGUACCCCGCGAGUUCCCGGGGAAGGGUGGUGUCUGGAAAGUGGUCUGCAGAGACCCCACCCAGGAUGCUGAAUUUUUAAAAAAUCUGAACGAAUUCCUGGAUGCCGAAGGGCGCACUUGGGAGGACGUGGUACGUCUCUUGAGGCUUAACCGCCAUCCAUCAUUCCCGAACCCAAACCAGCCUCCACCCAACUGGGCAGAAGCCAUGGGGCUGCUCCUGGGUGCGGUGGUACAGGUUAUUUUCUACAUGGAUGCAGAAAUCCGUAAUCGGGAGGAAGAAGCAAGGGCCGAGGAGGCCGAGCUGAUGGCGACUUGGGCAUCAACAGCGAGGAGUAGUGUAAAGAAGGAACCCGGGCUGGGUGUAGAGGUGGGCUCGACUUUCAAGAUGGAGGACCGAAACCACUGGAAGACUGCAGAGGAUCGUGGGGACUCUCCAAAACCUCUAUUUCGCAGGACUGGAGGUAAGAUUCGCUCCAGGAGAAGGAAGCAGAAAAAAAAUCCUAAGCAAGAACCAAUAUGCUGGAGAAAACCCCAAGGCAACAAUUACAAUAAAGCAAAUUUGGAAGGCGCUGAAGCUGCAGCUGCCGGAAACUCAGAGAUCCCAGAGUCUGUCAAGAUCAACAAAAAACCCCUUGUGAAGCAGGAGGAGACAGUUUGGAAGAAGAAAAGAGUCUGGAAGGAUCCCAACCUUCCUCGGCGUUCACCGGCCACAGCAGAGAGCCCUGGGAAUCUGGAAGACUCAGAUCAAGAUGGUGGUCUUGAGAGCCCUCCAAAGAAGAAAGCCAUGACCUGGGCCUCAAAUAAGAUCCCUGCCCCCAUGAGGAAGAAGAAGAAGAUGGGCAUGGGCUCGCUCUCUUAUGUUCUGAUUGAUUCUGAAGCUGCCAAGAACAAGCCCGUGAUUCCCAAGAAAGGGCCUGGUUCUAGAAGGGCCAUGUUGGUUCAAAGGGCUCCUUGGGGGCCCCAACCUACUGAUGCACCUGCUUCAGUUUCCAGUGCUCAGAAGCCCAAGCCAGGAGGCUUCCCUCAUGUCUCCAAAGAUUCCAGAAAGCUGUGAUUUGGGGAACCCUGUACCUGAGGAGGUGGAAGAGCAUCGAGAAAGAAGUUUCAAGUUGGAAGCAAACUUUUCCUUUGUGGUUGAAUGAAACGUGACUUUGGACUGUGUAGGGGCCUGUUUACGUGUGUGUGCUCUGACCUGCACAGGUAAUGGAUGUGAGGACUUAGGAGGUGUGUGUGCUGGGGUAACUCUGUGUCUUUCCUUCAGUAGGAGCUUCUUGUCACCUCUGCUCACCCUCAAAGGUGGAAGAGAUGAUAAGUAGCUUUAGAAAAUGCUAGAACAUUCAUUCCCUUUUACCCACAAGAGGACUCUUGGUUAUGGUUUCCCACAUUUAGCCUUUAUUUUCCUCUACCCUCUGCUUUUUCUUCUGGAGGCCCAGGCCUCUUGUAGAACCUGAAGUCCAGAAGGGCAGGGUGGCCAUUUUGUCCCUUGUGCUGUAAGCAUUUGGUAAGCUAGGCCAAAGCUAGCUUUGCGUACUUCAACUUCGGUCCUUCAGCAAGCUAGCCAGAAGUUGGUUAGGUCCCAAGAGUUGGUUCUGGAGAAAAACCAAACAUCUUCUGGCCCUUGAAUUCUUCAGAUUUCAGAGUCUUUAAAGAAAACAGAGGGCAGGGGAGACGACUCAGCGGGAAAGAGGCCUUGCAGUGUAAAUACAAGGACCUAAGUUCUAAUCCUUAGGACUCAUGUGAAAAGAUCAUGUGUGGCUGCCUGUGCCUGUAACACCAGCACAUUGGUGGUGGAGACAGGUGGAUCCCAAGGACUUGCUGGCCAGCUGGCCUGAACCCGUGAGCUUCUAGGCUGGGGAAUCCCCCAGUGAGGAGCUGGGGGCGUGGCUCAAUGGCAGAGCUUCUGCCUAGCAUAUGCGAGGCCCUGGGUUUAAUCUCCAGAACCAAUAAGAAACAAAAUGGAACAAAACAGCACUUUAGUUCCCAAAUGAAGCAACACCCCUCUCAGAAAGCCUGCGGGGGAGAAGCAGGUUGGUAGAGAAAAAUCAGUGUCUAGACCUCGUAGAGAGACCCCUUAUCAUUGAGGCUUAAGUCAGAUGCUCACAUUAUAGGAAGAAAGGGAAAAUCUCUCUUUUCAAAAGUUUCUUUUAAAUGGAUGGAUUUCUGUCCUCUGAAUUUAGCGCCAUUAAAUCUGACCAUGUUGCCGUGUACCAGGCUGUGUACGUGUGAAGAGAGAGAAUGGCGUCUUCGCCAUCUGUGGUUUUCUAAGCUACAUCUUGGGGACUCUUUUUUCAUGUUUAGAAGCACGAAAGAGAUGCUGGAGAUACAACUCAAUAAGAAAAGGGGCAGGAGCUUGCCACCAAGUCCGAGUCCCUGGGUUCAAUCCCCAACACCCGCAUAGUGGAAAGAGAAGCAACACCCGAGAGUUUGCCUCUGAUCUCCACAAUUAUUCCAUGGCACAAGCCCGCCCCCAGGAAAUAUAAUAAAAAAUUUUAACAUUCAAAAGAAGCAGCUGUGGUGACACGUGGCUGUAAUCCCAGCAUGUGGAAGCUGAGGCAGGAGAAUUGCUAUGAUUUCAAGGCCAGCUUGGGCUACAGAGGAAGACCCUGCCUCAAAAUAAAUAAGUAAAUAAGAACAUUUUGUUUAAAAUAUAGAAAAAUGAAAACUCAACUGUGUUGCAAUCUAAAAUAUUGAACUAUUCCCUUGUGUGUAUAUGAUAACUGUAACUAGCCAUUGACUCUGUAUUUUGUAUAUAGUUGUAUUUUUCUUUCUCUCUCUGUGUGUGUGUGUGUGUGUGUGUGUCCAUCUGUGCAUGUGUGAGGGUUACUUUGGGCGUCACUCCUCAGCCACCCUCCACCUUUUUAUGAGACAGUCUCUCACUGUCCUGAAACUGGCCAGGAGGCUGGCGGGGCAGUGGACCCCAGGGAUGCCCCCCUUUGCACUGGGGCUACAAGCCUGUGCUAUAGUGUUGAUUUUUUGUUUGUUUGUUUGUUGUUUUUGCACAGGUUCUGGGGAUCAAACUCAGAUCCUUCCUCUUGCAACAUAGUUUUCUAAUGAGGUGUCAGGUGUGUGUCCCUUCUCCCCCACACACACUCUCUAAGUUUCUUGUAGGUGUGAACUUUGAGAAGAAAGGUGGGAAGGGAGUGGAAGGGAUUUGGUCCCCUGCAUGUCCUUUGACACAGUAUCCAAAAUGAAUCUGCAUCUGUGUGUUUCGCUUUCCUGUUCAGCCGUGACAGCGAGGUCCUUGCUAACCUGGUAUUGCUAGCCCUCGUGAGUUUACAUGCUCUUUUCCCCACUUCAGUUUUCUUGAUCCAGAAACUGAUCAGUUGUUAAACAUUUGUCAGUGAAUCAGUCAGUCGCCAGCCACUUUUCUUGUGAUAAUCCUUGAGACACCUUCGUGGAAGUAGCACAUUGAUACAACGAUCAAUGACUGUAAAUGUGGGAGUGUAAAAUAAAGUUGUGCAAAUGAA